UAAGUAAGAGAAUUCAAAUUCCGACACAUCAUUGAAAAUGUAAAGCUCUUCAAAAUAUACUUAAUAUUGGUAAAACGUAUACUGAGUAAUUUGUCUGCAUAGCGCAGCAGCAGUAAGUUCGUAAAUAACAGAGCACCUUUUAUUCUAAAAUCAAUUCCUUUUACAGUUAGUUUUCAUAGGACCUUCAUCACAGUUGGAAGCCAAAAAAGCACACGAAGUUUUGUUAAAUAAUUUCAAUUCAAAUUGGAAGUUUUAGGAAGUGUGAAGUGUUAAGUUUUUGAAAAAAAAAUAUCAAAACGAAAAUUCUAAAAGAAUUCGAAUUCUGCAAAGCAAUUUUCUACAAAAUCAACCAAAUAACGAAAAACACGAGUGAAGCAAUUCUGUGCUGCACGCGAUUUAAAAAAAAUCACUAACCCCUUUUUUCUGUAUCGUCGCAGUUGUCCCCAGUACUCUUUCAAUUCGAAUAUCUGUACAGAAACACGUUGAACGUUGAACAUUGCCUUCCUCUUAGAGUUUGUGUCUGCAAAAUCUUUUACGCACGUACACUGACAUACAAACAUAUUCAUUGAUUCAAAAACUUGUGCGAAAUAGACAAAAACGCUAAAAUACAAAAGCACAGCAAAAGUAGCAACAAUUUGAUUAAAGACAGCAGUUAGAGAAAAAAAACUAACAACUUUCAAAUCAAAUAAUCAAACGGACAUGUUCUCCGGUUUAACAAAUCAGUUUACCUCAUUAGUUGGCGCCGUUAAAGGUGGCCAAACUGAUGAGGAUGCGUCAGCACCAACACAGGAUGCAAGCGCUGCUGAUGCGACAGUUACUGCCGGUGGUGCUACACUAGAACAGGAUGCUAAUGCUGCAGCCGGUGGUGAACAUGCUGAGGGCGAGGAAGGCGCAAAAAGGUAAGUUUAAGUUAUAUUCUAA
Messenger RNA from Teleopsis dalmanni, 921 nucleotides. RefSeq names its product synapse-associated protein of 47 kDa-like. The transcript is spliced from 3 exons. The coding region runs from base 700 to 903 and encodes 67 amino acids. NCBI's taxonomy places the organism in Eukaryota, Metazoa, Arthropoda, Insecta, Diptera, Diopsidae. The record is from RefSeq and is a predicted model, not a curated record.